Messenger RNA from Pteronotus mesoamericanus, 2354 nucleotides. RefSeq names its product mediator complex subunit 19 (gene MED19). Gene Ontology annotation, biological process: positive regulation of transcription by RNA polymerase II. Lineage: Eukaryota; Metazoa; Chordata; Mammalia; Chiroptera; Mormoopidae. The record is from RefSeq and is a predicted model, not a curated record. Bases 4 to 789 code for a protein of 261 amino acids. Gene Ontology annotation, cellular component: mediator complex. Gene Ontology annotation, molecular function: transcription coregulator activity; transcription factor binding. The transcript is spliced from 5 exons.
CCAAUGAAAAUCGUUAGCGCCAGACAUCGGGACAGCUCCGGGGCAGAAGGAAAGAUGGAGAAUUUCACCGCGCUGUUCGGAGCUCAGGCCGACCCACCACCGCCCCCAACAGCACUUGGCUUUGGACCAGGAAAACCUCCACCCCCACCUCCCCCUCCUCCAGGCGGGGGACCCGGCACGGCUCCGGCCCCCACUACAGCCACGGCCCCUUCUGGUGCAGACAAGUCAGCAGCUGGUUGUGGUCCCUUCUACCUAAUGCGGGAGCUACCAGGCAGCACUGAGCUGACAGGCAGUACCAACCUGAUCACACACUAUAACCUGGAACAUGCCUAUAAUAAAUUCUGUGGGAAGAAGGUGAAGGAGAAGCUGAGUAACUUCCUGCCUGACCUGCCAGGAAUGAUUGAUCUGCCAGGUUCCCACGAUAACAGCAGCCUCCGCUCCCUCAUUGAGAAGCCCCCUAUUCUUAGCAGCUCUUUCAAUCCUAUCACAGGGACCAUGCUGGCUGGCUUUCGCCUGCACACUGGCCCGUUGCCAGAGCAGUGUCGUCUGAUGCAUAUUCAGCCUCCCAAGAAAAAGAACAAGCACAAACACAAACAGAGCCGAACCCAGGAUCCUGUCCCCCCAGAAACACCAUCUGAUUCCGAUCACAAGAAAAAGAAAAAGAAAAAAGAAGAGGAUCCUGAACGGAAAAGGAAGAAGAAAGAGAAGAAGAAAAAGAAGAACCGACACAGUCCAGACCACCCGGGUAUGGGCAGUUCUCAGGCCAGCAGCAGCAGCAGCCUCCGCUAACAGGACCACUGGACUGCCAGAAUGACUUUUCCUGCUGUACUGAACCUGCUGUCAAAAGCUGCCUUCCUGGCUCUUGGACUCUGCCUUAGGAGCGUCCCCUGUGCUGGAACAGAGGCCAGUGCUACUGUGCUCAGUUAAGAGUAAUGCAUUAUGAGGGAGAAGGGCCAUACUUUUGUAAGGCUUGGCCCAGCUUUCUCACGGACAUAACUUCCUGUCCCAGGAAGCUUUCUUAUAUCUCUUUUGUGCAGUGUGUCUGAUUGAAGACCUUACCUGAUGUUAGGAUUUGUCUUUCUUUUUAAAAAAAAAAUUGCAUUUCUCAAACUGGCUGAAGUAUGACUGCCUAUUAAGAGGUAAGUGCCUUUCUGUGAGAGUCAGGGUUUAAGCCAAGGCAUGUUAAGAUAUGGGGGGGAUUUGAGUCUUGUAUUACAUUAUCUCGUCAACAGGCAGAGAACCAACCAAAAUAAGAUUGGGGAACAUGGUCCAAAAGUUAAGGAGAGCUUGUUAAUACCUUUCCACAGCAGACACAUAACUCAUUGUCCAUAAAUGUUGAGAACGAAACACCUGGAUGAUCUUCAGACUCCACCUCAAGAGCUGAUCCAGUUAGGGGUCAGCUGUAUUCUAGGUCACUUUUAUUUUGAAAAAGAAUAGCCAACUAAAAAACCCACAAUCAAUACUAUACUUCAACUGGUAGAUUCUUGGUCAAGCCCAUGAUUUUUUCUUGGGAGUAUCUGGCAAGCAAAGGUAAAUGUUUCUUAUCUUUUUUAAGAACUUCUGACCUGCCUCAUUCCUUACCUAAGACAAAGUAUUUGGCAUGUGAAAACAUUUCUAAGCUUCUAAAACAGCAACAAACAGGCAGCCUAACCUAACAAUGUAAAAUUAAGUCCCUUCAGUCUUUGCAGCAGGCCAGGUAGCUGCGGAAAUCUGAGAAAACCCAGCCUAAUGUAAGUUGACUUGAAACUAAAUUUGACAGAUUAAAAGCUGUUGCUGUGAGCCAUGGUUUUUCCUAGAUCAGUAGGCAGAAAACCACGCCUUUAGUUCGUUUUAAUCUCAAAUUUCAGAGGAAGAGUUUAUACUUAAGUGUUCUGGCCAGUUUUUUAGAUUUAGUAUCUAAGGAUGCCUAUUUAAAUUAGGGCACAGCCUUUUGCUUUCCCAACCAAAAUAGAGGUAUCAAACUGAACUGCCACCUAUGUGUACAGAAGACCUUUAACAGAGCUUUCUUAUUUUGAUCAUCCACUGUCUCCCUGUUGACUAUAUCCAAAUGAACUUACUUCCCAAGGACAAUUCUGUAUUAGGGAAUAAGUGUGGCACAUAUCAAGAGUUCUCUAAGCUUCCAAAUGACAAGUGUUAGUGGCUGUACUUUUUUUUUUCUGGAAUUUUUGGAUUAAAUCACAGAGGGGGGGGCAGGAGACAGUACCUGUUGUUUAAAGUGGUUAUUUUCACUAUUUUCCUGCCUAAAGAUGGGUCAGAAGCAGAGAACCUUAUUAGGUUUUCUUCUUAAUUCCCCACCAGAGAUCAUUCGCCCUGCCUUAACCAGACAAAAUAACACAAGUCAGGGGGAGCUGGUU